Messenger RNA from Ictalurus punctatus (channel catfish), 6744 nucleotides. RefSeq names its product nicotinamide nucleotide transhydrogenase (gene nnt). The coding region runs from base 170 to 3409 and encodes 1079 amino acids. Gene Ontology annotation, cellular component: mitochondrial inner membrane. Gene Ontology annotation, biological process: NADPH regeneration; proton transmembrane transport. The transcript has 22 exons. The record is from RefSeq and is a predicted model, not a curated record. Gene Ontology annotation, molecular function: NAD binding; NADP binding. Lineage: Eukaryota; Metazoa; Chordata; Actinopteri; Siluriformes; Ictaluridae.
UCACAACUCACAAGGGCAACUCACAGAACCCUGAACUGACGGAGUCUAUAAAACUGGCUCUUAUCACCGGACACUGAUAUCUUGACGUUUCCGAGUGUGUGUCCUUGUUCCGCCAUGAUUGCACUCGAGGAGCGUUGAACCGGCUGCCCAGCUCCUCCUCGUGUCUCCGAUGGCGAGUGUACUGCGUGUGGUUGCCAGCAGCUGUUCCAGUCCUCUCUUCACUGGACUGGCCUCGGUCCGGACCGCGAAAGUGCCAUGUGUGCGCUUCUUCAGGACCCACCAGGCUCUCGCACGCUCUGCAGGCCUAGGGAUUCCUUACAAACAGCUGACGGUCGGCGUUCCUAAGGAGAUCUUUGAGAAUGAGCUCCGGGUGGCGCUGUCGCCUGCGGGGGUGGACGCCCUCGUCAAGCAGGGCUUCAACGUGGUGGUCGAGUCUGGUGCCGGAGAGUCCGCCAAGUUCCCCGACGAUCUGUACGCCAGCGCUGGAGCUACCGUCAAGGGAGUGAAAGACGCGCUGUCCUCUGACAUUGUGCUUAAGGUUCGUGCCCCGAUGCUGAACCCAGCCCUGGGUGUACAUGAGACGGAACUGAUGAAGGAAGGCGCCACUCUGGUGAGCUUUAUCUACCCGGCUCAGAACCCAGAGCUGUUGGAUCGUUUGGCCAAGCGCAAGGCUACAGUUCUGGCCAUGGACCAGGUGCCACGCGUCACCAUCGCUCAGGGCUACGAUGCCCUCAGCUCCAUGGCCAACAUAGCUGGGUAUAAAGCCGUGGUCCUGGCGGCGAACCACUUUGGCCGCUUCUUCACCGGUCAGAUCACCGCCGCAGGAAAAGUCCCGCCCGCUAAGGUGCUCAUCAUUGGAGGGGGCGUGGCCGGACUUGCUGCAGCAGGAACUGCCCGGUCCAUGGGCGCCAUCGUCAGGGGCUUUGACACAAGAGCUGCAGCCUUGGAGCAGUUUAAGUCUCUGGGAGCCGAGCCGCUGGAGGUGGACGUGAAGGAGUCUGGAGAAGGCCAGGGUGGCUACGCUAAAGAGAUGUCCAAGGAGUUCAUCGAAGCAGAGUUGAAGCUGUUCGCCAAGCAGUGUUUGGAAGUCGACAUCCUUAUCAGCACCGCUCUUAUCCCGGGUCGUAGGGCUCCCGUGCUGAUCACAAAGGAGAUGGUGGAGACCAUGAAGGACGGCUCGGUGGUGGUGGAUCUGGCUGCUGAGGCAGGGGGCAACAUCGAGACCACGGUCCCUGGACAGCUCACAGUUCACAAAGGAGUGACCCACGUUGGCUUCACAGAUCUUCCGAGUCGCCUUCCAACUCAAUCCAGCACCUUGUAUUCCAACAACAUCACCAAGCUCAUCCGUGCAAUCAGCCCAGACAAGGAGCACUUCCACUUCGAGGUGAAGGACGUCUUCGACUACGGAACAAUGGACCACGUCAUCCGGGGUUCAGUCGUCAUGCAGAAUGGAAAAGUACUUUUUCCCGCACCGCAGCCCAAUAACAUCCCGGUGGCAGCACCUCCCAAACCCAAAUCCAUACAGGAGCUGCAGAAAGAGAAGGCUGCUGCUGUGUCGCCCUUUACAAGCACGCUCACCACAGCCAGCGCCUACACUGGAGGUCUUACCACAUUGCUCGGACUCGGGCUCUGCGCACCCAACGCUGCUUUCACUCAGAUAGUGACUACCUUUGGCCUGGCAGGAAUUGUGGGAUAUCAUACUGUAUGGGGGGUCACGCCCGCCCUCCAUUCUCCUCUCAUGUCUGUGACCAAUGCCAUUUCUGGUCUGACUGCUGUCGGUGGGCUCUCGCUGAUGGGUGGAGGAUAUGCCCCGUCCAACACGGCAGAAACCCUGGCUGUCCUUGCUGCCUUCGUCUCCUCCGUCAACGUCGCUGGUGGUUUCCUGGUCACUCAGCGGAUGUUGGAUAUGUUCAAGCGGCCCACGGACCCCCCGGAGUAUAACUACCUGUACCUGCUCCCGGCUGGCGCCUUCGUGGGAGGUUAUGGAGCAGCUCUGCACAGCGGCUACAACAUAGAACAGAUGAUGUACCUGGGCUCUGGUCUAUGCUGUGUUGGUGCUUUGGCUGGUCUAUCCACUCAGUCCACAGCGCGCCUGGGUAACGCACUGGGUAUGAUCGGAGUGGCAGGUGGCAUCGCUGCAACUCUGGGCGUUCUGAAGCCCUCCCCUGAGCUCCUGGGUCAGAUGAGCGCUGCCAUGGCUGUGGGUGGCACCACCGGUUUAGCCAUCGCCAAGAAGAUCCAGAUUUCAGAUCUGCCUCAGCUGGUGGCUGCCUUCCACAGUCUGGUCGGUUUGGCCGCCGUGCUCACCUGCGUGGCCGAGUACAUGGUGGAGUACCCGCACUUCGCCACAGACCCUGCUGCCAACCUCACCAAGAUUAUCGCGUACCUGGGCACCUACAUCGGGGGCGUCACCUUCAGUGGUUCCCUAGUCGCGUACGGCAAACUGCAAGGUCUCCUGAACUCCGCCCCGCUCAUGCUCCCAGGCCGUCACGUUCUGAACGCCAGCCUCAUGGCUGCCAGCGUGGGAGGCAUUGUGCCGUACAUGAUGGACCCCAGCUACACCAUGGGCCUCACCUGUCUCGGCUCCGUUUCCGCCCUUUCGGCCAUCAUGGGGGUGACUCUGACUGCAGCCAUCGGUGGAGCAGACAUGCCAGUGGUCAUCACUGUGCUGAACAGUUACUCAGGCUGGGCUCUGUGUGCCGAGGGCUUCCUGCUCAACAACAACCUGCUCACCAUCGUCGGAGCGCUGAUCGGCUCAUCUGGAGCCAUCCUGUCCUACAUCAUGUGUGUGGCCAUGAACCGCUCACUGGCCAACGUUAUCCUCGGCGGCUACGGAACCUCAUCCACCGGCUCUGGAAAACCCAUGGAGAUCACGGGCACCCACACCGAGGUCAAUGUGGACCAGACUGUGGAGAUGAUCAAGGAGGCCCAGAACAUCAUCAUCGUCCCAGGUUAUGGUCUGUGUGCAGCUAAAGCUCAAUAUCCCAUUGCUGACCUCGUCAAGAGUCUGACCGAGCAGGGCAAGACAGUCAGGUUCGGCAUCCACCCCGUCGCUGGGCGCAUGCCCGGCCAGUUGAACGUGCUGUUGGCUGAAGCCGGCGUCCCAUACGACGUCGUUCUCGAGAUGGAAGAGAUCAACCAUGAUUUCCCCGAUACCGACCUGGUGCUGGUCAUCGGAGCCAACGACACGGUGAACUCUGCCGCUCAGGAAGACCCCAACUCCAUCAUCGCUGGAAUGCCAGUGCUGGAAGUGUGGAAGUCCAAACAGGUCAUCGUGAUGAAGAGGUCUCUGGGUGUGGGCUACGCGGCCGUGGACAACCCCAUAUUCUACAAAGCCAACACCUCGAUGCUUUUAGGAGAUGCCAAGAAGACGUGCGACGCGUUGGCUGCUAAAGUGCGUGAAGGUUAACGACCAAGCUCUGGAGCACCGGGUGUCCGUGAGGGAAGGAAAAAAAAAAUUGCUCUACCCUUUUCCCAAGGGUACAGGGUGUACAAAUUGACCAUUAUUCCUCUUAGACAAAGUAGAACUGAUAUCGCUCCACUCCUUACCACACUCCUUCAUUAAAAAAUUUUUUUUGCCUUUUUUUUUUUUUUUUACCCCCCUGAUAUCUGUAAAGUUUUAGUUUGUUUUUGUUCAGUAUUCUGUGCGUUCUGCCUAAUUAAAUUAUACUAGAAAGUAAAAAAGCAUUUCAACAAUUCACGGUAGGAGCUAAGAACGUGUAAGGGAUUUUUAUUUAUUUUUACUUUUUUUUUUUUUUUUUUUUUUUUUUUUUAAAUUAUGCAAGCAUCUGGUUCAGUCAUUUUAAGCCAUAGGGUUUUUAAGAAGGCACCGUUCGUGAUGAGGGUUAUUAAGUGACCAGCAUGUGAAAACAUGAAUGAUGGAAUGUUGAAGGCCAUUUUAUUUAAUACAAAAUUUUUUUUUUUCUCCCCCCCCGUACCUCAUCAAGGAGUCAUCGAGCUGAAGGGUCAAUACCAGAACGUUUAGAACGAGCAGAUCAAUAUCAUGCCAGAGGUGCGAUUUAUCCUCCCGUACAAUUCCAACAAACGAGAGACACGUCAGAAUGACGAUCGGGUCUAAUCUCGUACUUGGCUCGUGCGCCACGUCUCGUUUCUUUCCCCACGUUCACGGCGCUUUCGCUCGACGUUUUUCGACCGCUGUUAGUAAUAUAAAGCAUUAUGAGGGAGAACACAACAGACCCUACCUCUCGACAGUAUUAAACCUGACCAAACAAGCCCCUAUCAUGAAGAUGAUUUCCCGAAGCACAUUCUCCAGCGGACAUUCUCCUUGAUCUGCAGCAGCAUUAACAGAUCCAGCUUGCUCCUCGAUUUUAUCCAGGUGGUCCGCGUGAUACCUUUUCAACAUUUCAAGUAACAGUCGGGAUCACGAUUUAUCUCUUCCUUUUUUCUUCUUCUUUUUUUUUCCUUUCUUUUUUUUUCUUUUCGAUCCAACAGCCGAGUUAAAAGGAAAUAAGAAAUAAGCAAUAAAGCAAUCGCGACAUAGGAAGUAAAUAGGAUGAUCAACAACAGGUGGUUUCUAUUUGAUAUGCAAGCUCACUCCACUUUUUACUGUAGUUAUGUCGAAAUAUCGACGCUCUUAAAUAUUCUUUGUGCAAAAAGAAGUGAAGGUGUAGAGAAUAAACGUUUUGUAGCGUCAUGGUUCGCAGAUUCAAAGAGUUAACGAUGUACCGUGACGUGUUUUCUCUUUGCAAUUCAUCAUGAAACAUCACUCUUAAUAAACAUCUAGAUUUAAAAAAAAAAAAAAAAAACAAAGAAAAAGGCCUGACUCUGAUCAUUUCUAAAACGUGCAUGUGGGGUGUUUUUUUUUUUUUUUAAACCUUGAAGGUGGUACAAAGGUUUUAAUGUUGGUAAGCAAGCUCACCACGCGAAAUGGGAGCGUUUGUAUCGCCGCACUUUAUCUUUCACACAUGCGCUGAUAAGGGGUAUCUGCACAAGUCUCGGUGAUUGCCCAUUGUCACACUCGAGGUAACCCCGUGCAGGAUCGUGCGGUUAUUUUCUCGCCCUUUUGAUGCUUGGUGGGAUUGCAUGAGUGUAUCAUGAGGGUUCCUUCACUUUGGCAACAAGUGACACUCAGACAUGACGAUAUCCAUCUACACCCUAUUUUUUUUUUUUUUUUUUUUUUCUUCCCCUGGCUUAUAGGAACAGCUUGGCGAAAAGUCAAAUUUGAACCCCCGUUGUAGCUUUGCACCAGCUUCGUCCUCGUCUCCGACUGGUCUGGUUACGUUAGUGUAGUGUGUACUCCUUUUAACAAAUAUUGCAGGAGUUGUCCAUGUCUACAGAUUUAUAGUUCGACGUAGAACUAUGUCCUCGGACCCCGAGACGCUCGGUUUUCUUUGGAAAUCUGUGAGGCAGGGCCUAGAGAGAGAAAUUUUAAACCAAUCACUGUCUGAUUUAACUGGAUGCAGGUUCAAGACGGAUAUUUCCAAAAAAAGACUAACUCGGGCGGGAUUGGCGUUUUUAUUCUCUCGCCCAUACGAGUGCGUGAAGUCGAGGGUGGAAAUCCUCGUCAGGAUUGCAUGAGUUUGUCAUGAGGGCUCUUUUUACUUCAGCAACAAGUGGCACUCAGACACGAUGGUAUCUCUCACUGCACCUUUCUCCCGGGGAUUGUUACAAGUGCUCUGUGUAGCUAUAAUCAGGCCUGUUUCCAACCGUAGAACUCGUAUCUUCAGAUUCCAAAGCCCAGCGUCGAUGUCUGCUUUUCUUUAACGCGACGUCGCCCCGCCAUCGCUUCAGUGCCGCUUGUAGAUGUUUGUAGCUGGGUUCACAGUUGAGCAUCACGGUUUGAAAUUAUAAGAUUAACAUCUAGAUUCUGGUCCGAUCUGGAAAGCACCUUAAGAGGUCUAAAAUGUAAAGCUGUCUCAUUUCUGUUUUGAUAACGCAGGCAAUGUUCCACAGUUGGACACCGUUAUACACAGCCGUCCUCUCGUUCUGCUUUAUAAUGACUUUAAAUGGGAUAAAUAUUGACGAUGUGAGAUUUUAUUCAAUACUUUUUGGAACCGUUUAUACGAAAACCUUGCGCUACAUUUAUCCCUUUUAAGUUUCACCACCAGUGUCUGUGUUAAGCCAGCGAUUAAUACUGUGAAACUGAUGCUUGGGAACACUUUAUUCGACGGGUACCUACAUGCGGGCUUCAUGACGCGUUCAUAACCCUUACAUUAAGCUUCUAUAAAACCAAGUUGGAUGCUUUAUGAAAGGCUUAUGUCAAAACAUUAUAGGUGCGUAUCAAUCGUUCAUAACGUUGGCAUACGUCACAUAAGAUUCAUAUUACAUGGGAGUGCUUCGUAGUAGAACAUUUUCCAUUUAUUACGCUAUCACUUUGAUUUUCAUGCACUUAAACUAUUCAUAAUAUCGGCAUAUAUGCUUCCUGAGUUCAUAAGACCGUUAUAAAUGGGACGGACCUCCAGAGGCGUCGUAUUCCUGCAUAAAUUCAUUAAACAGCUCAAAAAAAAAAAGUAAGGUAACAAUUACAAAAUUCAACAGCUCGUUCGUGCGCUCGUGUUAUCUGGUCAUCAAUCACGAGACCUUUUGCGUCCACUCCGAUCGGAGAUAUCGCAUAAAACUGUCACAUGACAAUAUUUCACAUCUUUUUUUUUUUUUUUUUUUAAAUGAAUUGUCUAAUGCUACUUAAUAAAAGACUUGUGUAAUGUUCAUGAAUGUAUUAUGAACUGGAGCCCUUUUAUCUCCACUCUUAUGACGUAUUUCAUUAAAGCCUGUAAUGUCACCUGA